CCAACCACUUUUUUCUUAGCACUAAACCCAGCUAGAUCUGCUUCUUGAGUUCACCAAGAAAAAAUGGAAGCCCUCAUUUCGCAAUUCACCUUCCUCUCAGACCAGGCUUUACAAGACAAGAACUUUGAUCCUUCCACAAUUGAAGAUCUUAUGAAACUAUUCGAGAUUGAAUCAUACAAGGCAUGGGCAGCAGCGGAACUUGAGCAAGAGAAAGAGGUGGAAGAAGCAGAGGCUUCCAUGCAACAAGCUGAGGACUACCUUGAAUCGGUCAUGGAAAGUGCCAUGGAUGAGUUUAGACGCUUUGAAGAAGAGCUUGAGAGAGUGUCACAAGCUGAAAUGGACAGCUUAGUUCAAACUGCUGAGAAAGCUAGAAAAAUGGGUAACUUGAUGGAAAAAGCUGCCUCUAUUGCUUCCAAAAAGUAUAUUGAGUCUGCGUUGAAUUCAGCCACUGCUUCCAUGAAAUCAGCUUGGAAAGGACUCUCUUCUGGCAAGGUUCAUCCUUCUUAACAACCCUUUUCUUGAUAUCAAUUCAGGUUAAACCUGCAAUAAAAAAAAUUCUCCUUUAUCCUGUGUUGUUAUUUGCACUUCUUACAUUGCUGCUUUGGAAAAGUGGGAAAUUAUAUCAGAAUUGUACCAUAAAUUGAGAUGCUAAACAUUCAGCCAAAAAGUGAAAAGAAAAAUAGAUCCAAUGUUCUCUGUACAUGGAAAUCCAUGACCUUUUUUGGGUGGAUCUGAUGCAAUACAAGGCUUAUGGUUCAAGCAGCUUAAUCUUGAACAUUCAGUUAUGUAUUUACCCCCUUGUUUCUUACGAGUUAGUAUUACUUCUUUGAUCCUAGAUUAAACUGUUGUCUUUUUGCUUGAAU
Messenger RNA from Gastrolobium bilobum, 863 nucleotides. RefSeq lists its product as uncharacterized. The record is from RefSeq and is a predicted model, not a curated record. Lineage: Eukaryota; Viridiplantae; Streptophyta; Magnoliopsida; Fabales; Fabaceae. Bases 64 to 507 code for a protein of 147 amino acids. The transcript has a single exon.